AUGUCCCAACACAACAAGCCUCCAUCUCCCAAGGUGCCCCCUUUCCCCCCUCAAGCUAUCCACUCGGACGACCGACGCGAUCAUGAUUCCACCGCAGAGGAUCUGAUAAACAUCGCCGCCACCCACAUCAUGCCUGUACCAGCUCCUAGCUCGAGUAAUUCCCCUCAAGAUAAGAGACACCAAGUGCAAGCAGAAUCAGAAGAAAGUCAGGUUGUCGCUCAUGCUAGAGAUGACAGGGAAGAAGAACCGAUCAUGGCCGGAACGCCGCUGGACGAGCUCAAGACUCCAACACUGGAAAGGCUAAAGCUGCUCGACCUUGAUCCAGAGACGCUGCAGCCUCCGACAAGUGGUAUUGAGCCUACUCACGUGGGCACCAUCCAGGAGGAUGACGCGGCCGGUGACGCGGACGACGAAGCCGCAGAUGAGUUGCCAACGUUGAGUGCGCCCGCUCGUCUCGGAUUGGGCACCUCUGCGCUCAUAUCUGCACUCCACGCCUUACCUUGGGACGACGAGGAAGACGAGGGAGAAUCGUCUUCCAACUCCAGCGACAUAGAAGCUCGAGACCGUAGAAGUCCCGAGGACUCAGUACCUGCACCGACCAAGCAGAAACAACAGCGUCCCAAGGCUCCUUCUCUUCAGUUUCCCUUCCGAGCUAACACCAUAGCUCGUAGAGCACGCUCUCCUGGUCUAGACGAACUGCAAUAUCAGUUUGCCAAGUCAGGUAGCUCGGGCCUACAAGCUCACGACAAUGACGUCCCUGACGUCCCACCUCCCAAAGGCGCCUUCUCUAGGAGACAGCGACAAGACGGUGAUCAGAGUUCAGAAAGUAGCAGUCUCACGGAUAACAGUUCUCGUCGUUUGGUCGCUAGACGUAUCGAGAAGGAAGAACACCUCGGUGCUGCUGAGGAACACGAGGAGAUACUUAGAACUUUGUCGGACGAAGAGUCCGACGACUCUCAGGAAGACGUCGCAAAGAAGCACACUCAGGGCAAGCUGCUCAGGAAUGACAACACGGAAGCUGCGUUGAGAGAGGAUCAGGACGAGGAGAUGUUGGAAGAGAGGAUGUCAGUCAAUCCCGGUGAGAAGAAACGAGUCAGAAAGGAGAGACUAGCGGAGAGACUACAAGAGGUCUUUGGAUUAGAGGAACGAGAGGAGGUCUUGGAGGAACUGCGAUGCUGGCUUCUGCGCAGCGUCAUGCUCAAAGGUUACAUGUACCUGACUCCAAGACAUAUAUGCUUUUUUGCCCAGAUGCCAAAUAAGGAAAAUGUCGUCGUCAAGACUGGGCCAUUGUACAAGAAAGCCACAAGAACCAAGCUCAACAGUCGUUUCUGGGUCACUCUCAAGAACGAUGUGCUGUCAUGGUAUGAGAGUACCUCGGACCCUUACUUUCCCAAAGGCAACGUCUCCCUGCAGUACGCGUUCGCUUGCGAACCUGUGGAUGACACCCGUUUCAAGCUCCGAACAAGUGAGAGAACCUACACAUUCUCAGCCGAAACGCAAGAUGGGCGAGAUGACUGGGUCAAGGCGAUCAAGCGAGUCAUGUUCAAGACUCAACACGAGGGUGAAAGCGUAAAGUUGAUUAUUCCCCUUGAGGUCGUCCUGGAAGUGGAGCGAAGUCCGAGCUUGGAAUUUGCGGAAACAAUAGAGAUCAAGUGCGUUGAUCUCGAAGACCAAAUGUCUGUCGACAGCUACUUCUUUGCUUCUUUUCACGAUCUUGACCAUACGAUCAAUGUCAUCCAACGAUUGCUGGAUGCACGACCACCAAUCGACUUUCCCCGGGUCGAUUCAGACCUUGUUGCUCGAGUGGCCGAAGCGGAAGCUGAGGAAAGGGCGAGGAGUGCAUCCGAUUCAUCAACCAAUCUCAGCAGUCUGGGCAGUUUACGGAAGCUUGGAUCGGUCUUGAAGCCUUUUGUUCGCAGUUCGGACAAGGUCAACGAAGUGGGCAACGAGUCACACAGUCGAUUGAGCUUGCCCAGUAUGCCUGGUCUUCCUCGCUUGUCAAUACCUUUCCGUCCAUUGGAGAUAUCAGACGAGGAUAUGUCGGAAGGUUAUCCGCCUCGUCAAUCUGGACCAGUCCCUGCCGGUCUGGGCGAAAGUCCCAGUGGCUGGGCCCCAAGUUGGGUGCGGAAGCCUACCGCUAAAUUAUUCGGCUCAUCUCCCUCUUCUCGAUCCUUUGGCAAGUCUCCAGAAAGCACAUCGACACUCACUACUUCCCCCGCUCGAAUGCGUUCCGGUGGAGGUAAGAAGCCAGUGGUGACAGAAGUCGUUGAGCCAGUCAUCCCUUUCAACAGGGAUUCCGAUGACAGUUGUUCAGAAGAAGACUCUACCUUCCGUGGUCAUGGAGGUUCCGGACGUCCGAGAAUGUCUUUCUCGUCGGACGCGUCCAUAGGGAGUCAGAUGGGCGACAGACCAAAAUCGGAUUAUUCCAUGAUGGAACAGAGCAUGACAGAAAAGAAGGAAACAGAUGAAACCCGUCGGAAGUUUCUUGAUGUUUUCUCACUCCCAGAUACAGAAGAGCUUCUUGAUCAUUUCCCGGGUUAUCUGUACCGAGUUCUACCAGUUUCGGGUCGUUUCUUCAUCUCCACCAACUACUUCUGUUUCCGUUCCUCUCAGCUUUUGUACAAGACCAAGAUGAUCAUACCCCUUCGUGACCUUUACGGUCUCAAAGCUCAGAAAGCAUUCCGCUUUGGCCAUUCGGGACUGAUUGUAAUCAUCAAAGGGCACGAAGAGCUAUUCCUAGAGUUCUCCUCUUCCUCGCGCCGCAAAGCCUGUAUCACACUUUUGGAAGAACGAAUGGAAGCUGUACGAUUGCAAACCGACCAAGGAGAGCCCGACGUUGCCAGGAUCCGCGCGCGUAUCAUGGAGGAUCUGGACGAGUCUGCUCCUUUCGAUCCGAGUAAUGCUGCCCGUCCUAGCUCUCCAAGUUCCUUGUUCGAAUCGACCGCUUCCACAUUGUUGGAGUUCAAGCCUGAAUCAAUGAGGAUUACUUGUCUCACUAUUGGGAGCCGAGGGGAUGUCCAGCCUUAUAUUGCGUUAUGCAAAGGGCUCCAGGCGGAAGGACAUACCACACGGAUUGCGUCACAUGGAGAGUACAAAGAAUGGGUCGAAGGCCAUGGUAUCGAAUUUGCUAGCGUAGGCGGCGAUCCAGCUGAACUAAUGCAGAUGUGUGUGGAUAAUGGGAUGUUCACAGUGUCCUUUCUCAAGGAGGGUCUACAAAAGUUUCGAGGUUGGCUUGAUGAUCUGCUCACAUCGUCUUGGAAAGCUUGUCAAGGAUCCGAUCUGCUCAUAGAGAGUCCCAGUGCCAUGGGGGGCAUCCAUAUUGCUGAGGCUCUUCGUAUUCCAUACUAUCGUGCCUUCACCAUGCCCUGGACUCGCACGAGAGCCUACCCGCAUGCAUUCGCAGUUCCCGAUCAUAAACGCGGUGGUAGUUACAACUACAUGACAUAUACCAUGUUUGAUCAGGUCUUUUGGCGUGCAAUCGCUUCACAGGUCAACAAGUGGAGGAAGAAUACUCUGUGUAUCGAAUCGACGACAUACGACAAGUUGGAGCAACACAAGGUUCCAUUCCUUUACAACUUUUCUCCGAGCGUCGUACCUCCACCUCUGGAUUGGACAGAAUGGAUCCAUGUCACCGGAUAUUGGUUCCUUGAGAAAGCCGAUGAGCACGCACAGAAGAAAGAAUGGUGUCCUCCUGAAAGAUUGCUUCAUUUCAUGGAAGAAGCGCGACAGGCCAAUAAGAAAGUGGUGUACAUUGGUUUUGGGUCCAUUGUCGUUUCCGAUCCAGAAGAAAUGACUCGUUGUGUCGUUGAUGCCGUUGUGGAGAGUGGAGUUUAUGCCAUUUUAUCCAAAGGUUGGUCAGACAGAGGGACGAAGGCGAAGGACACUGGGACUUCAGAAGGUGCAGAUGGGAUUCAAUACCCUGCAUCUAUCUUUGCGAUCGACUCCAUCGACCAUUCAUGGCUCUUCCCCAGAAUAGACGCAGCAUGUCAUCAUGGUGGUGCGGGUACCACAGGAGCAUCUCUCCGUGCGGGUAUCCCAACGAUCAUCAAACCUUUCUUUGGCGAUCAAUCUUUUUGGGCUGAACGGGUUGAAUCUCUCAAUGUCGGUUCGGCUGUACGGAAACUCACCUCUGAGACAUUGGCUUCAGCUUUGAGCAAAGCAACAACGGAUGAGAAACAAAUUGCCAAAGCCAAAGUGGUGGGUGAGAUGAUUAGGAGGGAGAAUGGUGUGACGAGAGCUAUAGAAGCUAUUUAUCGUGAUCUUGAAUACGCAAAGAGUCUCAUCAAGCCCCUUCCCGAAGCUCCCCGACGAGAUUCCAAAAGUAUUCUCCGUCCCUUGACCUCUCACACGCCCGAUUUGAAUUUAUUCCGAUCUCGUAGUAAAUCUCUAUCCAAAGCUAGUUCCCACAGUCCAGACUCUAUAGAAUUACUAGAUCAUCGUCCCACUUCCGUACGCACCAUGAGUCCCGUUAGCGAACGAGAUCAUUCGAGACAAAUAUCAGGCGGGACGCAACAUAGUAGUGAUAGUAGUUGGUCAGUCGUUAGUGACGGUAUAAGGUUUUAGUUGUCAAUAACAUAAUCAUAGUGAUGAUCCGUUUUCUUUCUCUGAAAGAUCAAUACAAGGUGAUUUUGUUUGUAGAUUUCUUAUUUGUUGUAAGAUUUUGUAGCAUCGGUUCUUGCACUACAUGCAUUGAUUUGGUAUCG
Tremella mesenterica DSM 1558 is the source of this 4703-nucleotide messenger RNA. RefSeq lists its product as uncharacterized. Gene Ontology annotation, molecular function: UDP-glycosyltransferase activity; hexosyltransferase activity. The transcript is spliced from 19 exons. NCBI's taxonomy places the organism in Eukaryota, Fungi, Basidiomycota, Tremellomycetes, Tremellales, Tremellaceae. The record is from RefSeq and is a predicted model, not a curated record. Gene Ontology annotation, biological process: carbohydrate metabolic process. The coding region runs from base 1 to 4563 and encodes 1520 amino acids.